AUGGAUAGAGCGGCGAGGUGCAGCCAACCCGCCACACGCAACGUUGGUGAUCCUGCCAAAGGCUGCUGCGUCAGAAUCAGAGUUGGCUAUCCAAGACAGGGCGCAGGAACAAGCGUCCGAGAAGGGCCGCAAAAGAGUCAAAACGAGGGCAGCAGCGCGCCCACUGCGGGACAGAAGAGAGCAUCCACGAGGCAAAGCAGACUGCAGAUGAUGAUGACUUCCCCUCGCAUAUCUGAGCACGGACAGAUGCCUCCCAUAAACUUUGCCUACCGCGCCGGAUCGGCAGAGAACAUGUCGAAUGGGCGCUUGCUCAUGCAGAAAGUCUGGAGCGAAACGUUUCCAACUGACAGGCGGGCAGCCAACCAUUCCAUCGGACAAGCUCUCCUACCAACCAACGAGAUGUCUACCGCAUGCCUGUACCCGUCCACGCCCUGGCUACCACUGUGCUUGACUGGAGGCUUGCGCAGAACAGAGCCGGGAGCGAGCGCAGAGGCCUCCAAAAGGUACCCCUCAACACGAACUAAUAGAGGUGGGGUGUGCGCAGCUGCAAUGUACAAGAAGCAUCAGCAACUGAAUACGCGUGCGCGCCGCCGGCCAGUCCGUGUUAUGCUCGGGCCCCAUCUUCUACUGUACAAAACUCUUGGGUCACGCACACCACACAUACACACCCCCCACAUCAUACGUGCCUCGAUGGAAUAUCGGGCGAGACGAUUUACCCUUCCCACAAAUACGGUGUGCUUCAGAGGUGACCACUCAUCGCCAGCGAACAAACCCGGCCAAGGCACCGGUACCCGGCCACCGCCAAGCCACAAAGACGGUGAAGGUCGUUGGAGGAGGGAGUGUCAGAUUAUUGCGUCUCGCCCAGUCUUCUACCAAGGCCUGCUGAGGUUUCAGGUCCCGAGUCAAAAGCUAGUCGAGGCUGCGCAUAAGAAGGGGAUACGAAAAAGCGUUCCCGGCAAGCACGCCUGCCUCUCCUUAUUCAUGAUCCUUGACAGCUUGAGUCGGUAUCCACCGAACGUUUAUGUGGUUGGAUCGCUUGCUCCUGUCGAGUUCGAAAACCCCAUGCCUUGCAGGAAGUACAUGCGAGCGCGUGCGUGCCACUCCAGAUCUCAGGUACCACAAUAG
Messenger RNA from Aureobasidium melanogenum CBS 110374, 1125 nucleotides. RefSeq lists its product as uncharacterized. Bases 1 to 1125 code for a protein of 374 amino acids. NCBI's taxonomy places the organism in Eukaryota, Fungi, Ascomycota, Dothideomycetes, Dothideales, Saccotheciaceae. The record is from RefSeq and is a predicted model, not a curated record. The transcript is spliced from 5 exons.